AAGUUCAUCCCGUUAUAAUAAAAUGUCACUGUUAAGUGUAAUUUGUAUGUUAAUACCUAUUUUAUCAUGAAAUUUACCUAUUCCAAAUUCUUUAUUUAGUUUCUAGAUAGUUAGUGCUUAUUAUUAGUUAAUUUAAAGGUUUUUAAUAUUUUAUUUGGUUUUUAUCGUGUUGAUUAUUUUAUUUUUUAAGAUAAUCAUUUUAUUUAAAAUCCUACAUUUAUAACAUAAAUUAAGGUAGUUAAAUCAUUGAAUUAUUUAAAUGACACAAAUGGAGGAACAAGAAAAACAACUAGAGAUUGCUUUGGCAUCUGUUCAAAAACAAGGAGUACAUAUGAAAAUGUGUUUAGAUAAAAAUAAAUUAAUGGAAGCAUUAAAACAUGCAUCUGCUAUGUUAGCAGAACUUCGUACAUCAUUGCUAUCACCGAAAAGCUACUAUGAACUCUUUAUGAAAGUUACUAAUGAGUUAUGCUACUUAGAUUUAUACUUAGUAGAAGAAUUUGAACGAGGUCGCAAAGUAGAUGAUUUGUAUCAAAUUAUUCAGUAUGCAGGAAAUAUUGUUCCAAGAUUAUAUUUGUUAAUAACAGUUGGAUUGGUUUAUAUUAAAACUAAUACUAAUUUAAAACGAGAUCUUUUGAAAGAUUUGGUUGAAAUGUGUCGAGGUGUUCAACAUCCUUUACGUGGCUUAUUUUUACGGCAUUAUUUAUUGCAGUGUUCUAAAAAUGUAUUGCCCGACAUACCUGAUAAUGAAGAAAAUGAGCAUCCUGAAGGAACUGUACGUGAUUCAAUUGAUUUUAUUUUAAUGAAUUUUGCUGAAAUGAAUAAGUUAUGGGUAAGAAUGCAGCACCAGGGACAUUCCAGGGAAAAAGAACGCCGAGAAAAAGAGCGUGAAGAACUAAAAAUUUUAGUUGGAACUAAUUUAGUUCGAUUAUCUCAUUUGGAUAGUAUUACAUUAGAUAAAUACCGCAAAGUUGUUUUACCUGGUAUUUUGGAACAAAUUGUUAGCUGUAGAGAUGCUAUUGCUCAAGAAUACCUUAUGGAAUGUAUCAUUCAGGUAUUCCCAGAUGAGUUUCAUCUUUAUACUUUGAAUGUAUUUUUAAAAUCAUGCUGUGAACUUCAACCUUCUGUAAAUGUCAAAACUAUUGUAAUUUUGAUGAUAAAUCGUCUUACUGUGUUUACAUUUCAUAACUCAAAUGCCUCUGAAGUUAAAUUGUUUGAAGUGCUUACUGAACAAAUUGCCAACAUUAUUCAGAGCCGUGAUUUACCACUAGAAGAUACAGUUUCCCUACAAGCAGCUAUGGUUGGUUUAGCUUUAAAGUGUUAUCCAGAUAAUUUGGAUUAUGUAGAUAAAUCUUUGCAGACAAUUUCUGAUACUUUUGCUCGACGUAAAAUUGAAAAAAUAAGUCACAAAAACCCAGUAUCUCGAGAGUUAAUGACUCUUAUGAAAUUACCUAUUGAUAAUUAUGGUGAUCUUUUAUCAGUUAUGAAGCUUAAGCAUUUUCCAGAAAUAAUUGAGUAUUUUGAUUAUACUGGUCGUAAAACUAUUGCAAUUUACUUACUUCAAAAUGCAGUACAAUGUAGAACAAUGAUUCCUACUGUAGAACAAGCUAACUUAGUUCUUACAAUGGUGUCACCUUUAGUUAAGGACCAAUCAGAUCAACCAGUUGGUGAAGAAGAUCCUGAAGAUUUUGUUGAAGAACAGAGUCUUUUAGGAAGAUUUGUUCAUCAUAUGAAAUCAGAUGAACCAGAUUUACAAUUUCAGAUUUUAAUGACAGAAAGAGAACAUUUCAGUCAAGGAGGAAAUAAACGUAUUUGUUAUACUCUACCACCUCUAGUUUUUCAGGCUUAUCAACUUGCAUUGAUUUAUAGUGCAAGAAGAGAACAAGAUGAGUUAUGGGAAAAAAAAUGCAGAAAAAUUUUUCAGUUUUGCCAUCAAAUAACUUUAGAGUUAACUAAAGCUGAAUUAGCAGAAUUACCACUUAGAUUAUUUCUCCAAGGAGCUCUUACAAUAUCACAGAUAAAUUUUAAAAACUAUGAAACUGUUGCUUAUGAAUUCUACUCUCAAGCAUUCACACUUUAUGAAGAAGAAAUUUCAGAAAGCAAAUGUCAGUUGGCAGCUAUUGUGUUACUUAUUGGUACUUUUGAGAAAAUAAAUUGUUUUGAUGAAGAAAAUGCUGAACCAGUUCGAACUCAGUGUGCUUUAGUAGCUUCAAAAUUGCUUAAAAAACCUGAUCAAUGUAGGGCAGUUUCUGUUAGCUCACAUUUAUUUUGGUCUGCUCAAAAUAAUCUAGGCAAUCCAAUUCAAGAUGGCAAACGAGUAAUGGAUUGUUUAAAAAAGUGUGUGAGGAUAACAAAACAGUGUAUGGAAACAUCAGUUCAAGUUCAAUUGUUUGUUGAAUUACUGAAUUAUUAUAUUUAUUUUUAUGAAAGAGGAAAUAAUAAUGUAACUGUGGAUAUUCUUAAUCAAUUAAUAAUUCAAAUUAAGAAAGAAAUUACUAGUUUGAGUCCAAAUGAAGAAACAGAACAGAUAUCAAAACAUUUUGAAAAUACAAUUUCUCAUUUGCGUAACAGAAUUGAAUCAUCAGACAAUGAUGAUUCAAUUUAUAAAGCUUUAGAAGGUUUAAUAUUAUAAUAAUUGUAUUUAAUUUUUAUUUAGAUAUGGAUAGUUAAGUUCAAUAUAAUACUAUUUAUAUGUUAUUAUUUUUAAUUUAUUUUUAUUUUACACACAUAUUUAUAUUUAAUUAUU
This is a messenger RNA of Daktulosphaira vitifoliae (grape phylloxera), 2743 nucleotides long. It is a transcript of the gene Vps35, whose product is annotated as vacuolar protein sorting-associated protein 35. The transcript has 15 exons. Gene Ontology annotation, biological process: retrograde transport, endosome to Golgi; intracellular protein transport. Gene Ontology annotation, cellular component: retromer complex; late endosome; retromer, cargo-selective complex. The record is from RefSeq and is a predicted model, not a curated record. NCBI's taxonomy places the organism in Eukaryota, Metazoa, Arthropoda, Insecta, Hemiptera, Phylloxeridae. The coding region runs from base 260 to 2629 and encodes 789 amino acids.